Messenger RNA from Nicotiana tabacum (common tobacco), 396 nucleotides. RefSeq lists its product as uncharacterized. Lineage: Eukaryota; Viridiplantae; Streptophyta; Magnoliopsida; Solanales; Solanaceae. The record is from RefSeq and is a predicted model, not a curated record.
AUGCUGAGACAGGUUAAUGUAAACCUGCCUUUCACUGAAGUCCUCUCACAAAUGCUAGCUUAUGCAUUGUUAUUAAAGGAGAUCCUUAUCAAGCAGAGGAAGAUGGAAGAGACAUCGGUAGUGAAGCUCACAGAGCAUUGUAGUGAAAUCUUGCAAAACAAAUUUCCACAAAGGUGUAGCGAUCCAGGGAGUUUUACUAUACCCUACUCUUUAGGCAAUCUUAACUUUGAUAAAUCUUUAUGUGGUUCUGUUGCCUCAAUUAAUAUAUUGCCUUUAUAUAUUUACAGGAAGCUAGAAAAUGAGAUUGAAGAGAUAAGGUCGGCACCCGUAUCUUUACAACUAGCAGACCAAACGUCUAUAAUACCCGAGGGGGUAGUGGAAGAUGUUUUGGUGCGG